Molecule: messenger RNA, 2199 nt
Organism: Dermacentor silvarum
Lineage: Eukaryota; Metazoa; Arthropoda; Arachnida; Ixodida; Ixodidae
Exons: 10
Coding region: 290-1177 (295 amino acids)
Biological process (GO): spindle assembly
Cellular component (GO): cytosol; HAUS complex
Source: RefSeq, a predicted model, not a curated record
UGGUGAGAAACUCUAUCGCUGCCUCUACUCUACAAACUGCCGGGAAAAGUAAAGGAGGCGUUGAGGCCAUGUUGAGGCGUUGUAAAAGAUCAUCAUCGUCAUCAUUUGUGGCGACAGCAUAGGUAGCCACCAUAGCAUAGGCGACAGGCGUACAAGAAGCCCAGUGGCUAGAAUUCUCCUGGCGGUACAGGCGGUUUGUUCGUAUCGUCGGUUCUUAUCGUAGCAGGCGCUGUAUCUUCACUGUUUCAGCAGAACCGUAAAUAGAUGAUCGUUGUUGAGUAAGAGAAAGAUGGAGAGAUUCCAAAAGAUUGACAGUAGUUCCCAACCACCUGCUGAGGCCGCUUCACGAGUGGAGCAAGAGAAACAGGUGAGAGCCUGGCUUCGCAAAAUUCUCAAGAAAGACGUCAUCUGCUGCAGAAUGAACGAAAAAGCGUUCAUCGCUUUGUGCAAGCUUAUGACUCUUCAAGAAGCUGCAGAAGCGGACGCACUUCACCAAAUUGAAGUUCUGAAAGCAAGGUCCAAGUUUUUCAACGAGAAAGCUGAAAACAUAGAAGCCGGUCUCCGAGCUGGAAAACUGGCACCAGACCAAUUGCCCGAAGAAGUACGCAGCAAAAUAGAGCAUAUGGCCCACCUAGCAACCCUUCUGGACUGUCAUGAUAUGGAUGUUGAAAGCGCUAUAGAAAAGUAUAAAGGACUUUGCCAGGAACGGGAAGAACUGAGGGUCAAGCAAUCCAAGCUGCAAGCCGAUGUUGAAAAUCUCAAACAGCUCACCCAUACAAUGGAGCAGCACUUGUUAGAUGUGGCCAACGAAGACUUGCAUGCAACAGCAGCAGAUGAGAAAAGGAAACUUGAAAAGUGGCAAAGACACGAGAUGAGGUACAGGUCAAGAGUGACCCAGCUGAAGGAACCUCUAGACUACAGCAAAAAAUUGGAAGAACUAACCAACAUGUUUUCUAUCUCCGAGAAACUCCACGGACUUGAGCUACAGUUAAAGGACGUUGAAAACGAGCUGCCCACACUUGACCUGCCGGCGGAUGAGGAUUACAUCAAGGUUGCACUUGAUUCUGUGACAAAGCGGUGUGAACAAUUGGAAGAGGCCUUUUCAAAUAACUUGGCAAAAGAGCGAGCUAAAGAGGAACAAGAGCUAAUGUGGCCUGACAGAGGCUCUUCCUCCUAAGCGCGGUUGGAAAACAUAUUUCAAGCACAUACAAUGCAAAAAACGAAUGUCAAACUGGUAGCCGCCAACCCCAUCAAAAAGGUCAUCCUCAUGGGACACAUCGGUAUAGAUGGCUGCUCCAUCUUGACAUAGAGGAAAGAAAAGUCUGAUGAGAACAUGGGGAGCCUUGCCAAGAGAACGACACAAAAUCUCUUGAAGAACAAGCAGACAAAGAAAUAAAGCUGCUUAUGUAUUGAAGGAUUAUCAUGAUGUUGGUUCCUAAGAAACCGUGGUCUGGAAUAACACACACAAAAAAAGCUAAUAGUUUCGUAACAAUUUUUAAAGAUAAUGACAGACUUUAAAUGUGUCUUUCAAACUUGCUUUGUUCUGUUUGGAGCAAUAGAACUGGCUUUCUUAUUACUAUUAAGCGCUUACAGGAUUUCCCAAGUGAUGGUAAAUCUUUUAACAAUUUUUGUUUUCUGCACCAAACAUGCGUCUGAGAAUAAUAGCAAAUCUCGUGCUGAUUGCUGUGUGCAUUGUGAUGUUGAAUUUCCUAUCUGAGCCAUUGUGACACUCAAUAUUCCCAUGUGUAACCUAACCAUAUUUUGGGUAUAUGUACUACUUAUACAUUAUUAAAAGGAAGGAUACACAGUUGUUGUUUUGGUCUUUCUAAUCCUUUAAGACCAAUUGUAGCUCCAUUUUCUUUUUACUGUAGGAGUCUUUAAAAAAAAUGUUAAUAUUUUAAAUGUUUAUGUACAAAAUCUUAACUAUUCUUGCAUGGGUGGAGCUUAACAGCAUUGGAUGAAAAAAUAAAAAUUGCAAGAAAAUCAAAAGUACCAUUGUCAAGCUGAGCGUGGCCACAAAAUGGUUUAAACAAACAAAAAGCUUUCACAGGCAUGUGGCUGUUAUUCUAUUUGCAGAAUUUGUCUUUAGCAAUUUUCCAGCUACUGUUUAAUUUCAGUAAGCCUAAAAUUUAAAAAAAAAUUACCUGUAACAAGUCCUGUGCUGAGCUCAGUGUGAUAUGAAGUCGCUCAUUAUUGAGC